Messenger RNA from Trachymyrmex septentrionalis, 849 nucleotides. RefSeq names its product putative gustatory receptor 28b. Lineage: Eukaryota; Metazoa; Arthropoda; Insecta; Hymenoptera; Formicidae. Gene Ontology annotation, cellular component: axon; membrane; neuronal cell body. Bases 1 to 849 code for a protein of 282 amino acids. The transcript is spliced from 4 exons. Gene Ontology annotation, biological process: sensory perception of taste. The record is from RefSeq and is a predicted model, not a curated record.
AUGGGCUUGAGACCGGAAAAAAUCAAGCUCAAAAGAUCAAUACCACAAUUCAUGACGUACUUAAUAGCACCAGCGACAAACAAAUUAAAUAUGAGAUAUCACAUGCUUAAAUUAAACUACAAGGAUGUCUUCACCGUAGUGUUCACUGGAUAUUUAACUCUGCUGGAGUUUGAGAUAAAUAUGUUGUAUAUAAAUUGUAUAUGUGUGUUAAAAGCAUGUUUUAAAAGACUUAACGAAAAUAUGGCAUAUUUACAAAAACUCGUAGUAAAACCGUGUGUACCUAGGCUGAUCUAUCACAUACAGAGAAAUCAACUUUUUUUAAUACAACUCAAAAUUCUGCAAAAACAGCAUCUAAUGAUUAAUGACACAGUGCAAAAAUUGAAUCUAAUCUUCAGUUUGCAACUUCAUGCUACUAUAGUCAUGACCUUUUCUGGAAUCAUUUUUGAAGUUUAUUAUCAUACAGUGCGUUGGCAAAAUGGAAUACACAUUACUUUUGAUAUGCACUCUCUUGAAGUGUUUUCAAUGUCGAUAACGUUUUAUAUUCUAAAAAUAAUCCUAAUUACAUGGGCUUGUGAGACUAGUAAGAAUCAGGCUCAAGAGAUCAGAACCAUCAUUCAUGAUGUACUGAAUAGCACUAGCAACGAGCAAAUUAAGAACGAGUUGCAGCUGUUUUCUUUACAAAUACUACAUUGCAAAAAUACAUUUUCGAUAAAAGGUCUCACUGUAGAUGCGACGCUUCUUAUAACAUUUGUGGGUAACAUCAUGACGUACUUGUUAAUUAUAAUACAAUUUUUGAUCACAUUACAUUCUUGCGAUGGAAACAAUACUACCAUUAAUUAUAUAAAAUAA